UAACUACCUGCGUAGUCCAUGCUCUCUAAUUGCGUUACCAAUUCCUCCCGUGUUUUUAGCUUCUGUAGUAGUAAAAAAUCAGAUUGAAAGCUUCCAAGAUGCAGGCUACUGAGCCAGCACUUUCGUUCGAUUCUAGUGCACCUUAAGGAGCUUCAAUGGUUGUCGUCAACGGCACGUCCGCCGUAGUACAACCUGCAUCAGCAAGUGCUCCUGCACCAAUGGCGCUCUCUCAGGAGACCAUGGAGGUCUCGCCGUCGGCUCCGCAGGCGUCGCAGAUGAUGCAUGGUGAUGUUGCGUCCCCCUGCCUUGCAGAUGUCGUAACCCCAAGGCUGAUGACAUGCAACGGAGUUUGGCUCGAUCGGGCAGGGCACAUCCUGUCAAUCUCUUGGGACUCCGACCAAGUUGUCAGCCGGGACAUUUCCACAAGCCGUAUCACCGUCGAUGAUGAUGACUCCUGAUCCAUAUAAGACGUACAUGCAUGAUCCCCUGUUGCGUGCCGAAGUUGUCCCAAAUGAAGAUCUUCGUUUCGAGAGCAGUGCUGAAGCUUAGAAGUUCUACUACUACUAUGCGGGCAAAGCGGGGUUUGAUGUACGGAAGACAAGGAGUAAUAGAAAGACUGUUGCAGAGUUUUCAUGCAAUAAACAGGGCCAUUGGGAAUUCUAUAAGCCUGAUGAAGAGAGGACACGUGAGAAGAUGUCAAUGAGGUGUGAAUGCAAGGCAUUUGUGAAGGCUAAGAAGAACACUAAAAAGGGAUAUUGGUUCUUUGAGAGGAUAAGGUUGGAUCACUCCCACCCAUUGCAUCCAUCACCGCGACUAACACACAGUUCAUGAAUGCACAUAAGAACAAGGAUCCGGUGAUCAUGGGAAUUGUUGACAAGAUGCAACAUGCUGAUGCAUCCCACAAUACCACAGUCAAUUAUUUAUCAGAUAUGUAUGGUGGUGUCCAGAACUUCACAUUCACUGAGAGGGACCUGAAAAACAGGAGGGCUGCAUCUGCAAGGUCGGAGAGGGAGAAUGACAUACCAAAGCUGAUGGAAUUCUUCAAGGAGAUGAAGGCCUAAAAUCCAUACUUCUACGAGGAGGUGCAAGUGGAUGAAAAUAAUGUGAUAAAAAAUGUAUUUUGGAGUCAUGCAAACAAGCAGGCAGAAUACAAGGAUUUUGGUGACGUGGUUAUGUUUGACACCACUUAUCGCACAAAUAUGUAUAGCAUGCCUCUAGCUAUGUUUGUCGGCUCAAACCAUCAACUUUAGAAUGUAGUGUUUGGCCAAGCACUUCUGCACGACGAGAAAGCUGACACAUUCGAGUGGCUGUUUAAAGCAUUCAAGAACUGCAUGUCAGGGAGUGAGGACCCACAAUGCAUACUUACUGAACAGGACAGCUCUAUGGCUGCUGCAAUACCAAGGGUGUUUCCAAAUACGCAACACAGGCUAUGCCAAUGGCACAUGCUUAAGAAAUACAGAGAUGAGCUAAAGAAGCUGUUCAAGGAGCAUGAAGGUCUGAAGAUCAAGCUCCUGACAGUGAUAAAUCACCCACUAACACCUAUAGAGUUUGAGGCGGCAUGGAGUGCGCUGCUAACAGAGUAUGGGACAAGAGAGAAUGAUGCUAUAAAGGGCAUUUGGGAGUCCAGGCAUCUGUGGGUUUCAGCCUAUUUGAAGCCUCUGUACUGUGGGAGGAUGACAUCAACACAAAGGAGCGAGAGUGUGAACAAGGCAGUCAAAAAAAGGGGUUUUGCAACGAGGAAGACAUGCAUGAGUAAAUUUGCUCGCAGGAUGCUCGAUUUCAUUCAACACAUGAAUCAUGUCUCAGCUGGUGAAACACAUUGUUCACAGGCAGAGAACUUUAGAGUGACAUUGCAACCAUUCGAUAAACAAUUGAGCCAGGUAUAUACCCGUGCAGUGUUCAAGAAGUACCGGGAAACAUACAUAUAUAGUACUGCAUUUCGUAUUGAUCCCGAGGAAGGCAAGGCAAACAGUUACCUGGUAACCCACACUAAUCAAUCCAAGGCAUAUUCGUGGUUUCAGCAUUCUUUCAAAGUGGAAGCCGAUGUGAACGCAGGUGAAUAUACGUGUGAGUGCAAGACAUGGGAACACAUAUGUAAAAAAAAUUAUACUUAGUUACAUGUUAAAUCAUUGUCAGGAAGGAACACAUGAAUAGGCUAGAGCACAAUUAUCAAUUUACAGUUUGUUUUAUUACUGGUUAGUGAUGGAAGUCAAUGUUGUCUAUUUCAGGCAUGUUCUGUCCCCAUCUGUUGAAAGCGUUCACGCAUCUACAAAUUACUAGUAUACCUGCAAAAUAUGUGCUGAAGAGAUAUAGUAGGGAUGCAAGGUUCUUCGUUAUGUGGGAUAGGCAUGACAUAGUAACUAUGGGUCCAAACUACACAACUGAGCAAUCCAUAACAACAAAGCUAGUAGAACUCGCAAUGGCUACAGUGAGGGCGUGCUGUAGGUCAGCUACAGGAUUUGAUAGAGUAUGUGAUGAUCUAGCUGCAUUAGCUACAUGGGCUGAGGCUAUUCUAGGAGAUUCUGGAUCAUCUCGAGUGGUGGAACAUGAGAAUUACCAAAAUGUGGAAAAUGAAACUAGAGAGGGCUCUAGAGCACCCCAGAUUGCAAAUGA
Molecule: messenger RNA, 2613 nt
Organism: Panicum virgatum (switchgrass)
Lineage: Eukaryota; Viridiplantae; Streptophyta; Magnoliopsida; Poales; Poaceae
Product: protein FAR1-RELATED SEQUENCE 5-like
Exons: 5
Coding region: 1332-2114 (260 amino acids)
Biological process (GO): regulation of DNA-templated transcription
Source: RefSeq, a predicted model, not a curated record